Messenger RNA from Chelonia mydas (Green sea turtle), 3794 nucleotides. RefSeq names its product solute carrier family 39 member 11 (gene SLC39A11). Gene Ontology annotation, cellular component: membrane. The transcript is spliced from 10 exons. The record is from RefSeq and is a predicted model, not a curated record. Gene Ontology annotation, biological process: zinc ion transmembrane transport. Gene Ontology annotation, molecular function: zinc ion transmembrane transporter activity. Bases 1026 to 2054 code for a protein of 342 amino acids. NCBI's taxonomy places the organism in Eukaryota, Metazoa, Chordata, Testudines, Cheloniidae.
AGUCAUGGUUGGCAGAGAGAAAUAUCUCAGUAAAUGUCUCCUUGGGGGGGGGGAGGAUGAUAUAACUACUUCACAUUAUCUGGGCAUUCCUCAGAUGAAAUAAUAAAACAUCUGUGUUCCUUUCCUUACAUGAUUGGUUGCUCCUGAAUAGUAAUAUAAACUUUCCCCCCAGUCGGGGAGAUUGCAGAUUAUUAUGUGGUCCUUGUUCCACCAGCUCCUAAAUCGCAUUUUGUACCCCUUGAUAAUCUGUACCUUAUCCCCUGACAACCAGAAACUUCUAUGCUUGAACUCUGUACCGUUGCUUAUUUCAGAAGUAUCCAAGUACCCUAUCUGUCGCUGGCUUAGCUCUCCUUUUCCUGCACAACAGAAGUGUCUGCAAACUAUUAGUGCAAUGAAAAUAGUGCUGUGAGUGCACGAAUAUUCAAAAUGCUGACGUGGGGUAAAACUGUUUUCGGCAAAAGUACGUGGAAAGUGGUGUGCGUGCUUUGGAGUGGCGUAAGCAGACUCUUCUCUGGUGCAGUCCAAGUGUAAUGGAAAAGAGCGAAUGCAUUCUUUUGCUCAGGGUGAGGAGGGUGUGCAGACUGAAUUGCAUCUCGCUUCUCAUUUUUGAGGGGUGAAUGGAAAAAGGGCUAGAAAGGGAAGUGGGAAGACCAAAGGUGGAUGUAGGAAACUGCUUGUGGGGGUUGGAUUGAAAUGGUACUUGCUUUUCACUUGUUUAUUGAAACUUUCUAAAAUAUCAACACUGCUAGGAAUGUAACGCUUGGUUUUUCUUUUUAAAUCACUCCACACGUUGACAAACCUUUGUGGGCCUUGAUCCUGCUCUUGGAUUGGAUCACCAUCAUAGUCUGUGAGGAGCUACAUGGGCUCGAGUCUGCCAGUGGCAGGAUUUCAACCCCCCAAACGCUGACAUUCUGCCAGCCUGCCUGAACCAGAAAAGGUUCAUACACAACAGUGAAACGGACCAGAGUAGGUUCAUUGGUGGUGCGGAGUGAAAUGCAGGCCAGUAAAACCCGAGUGUGUUCAGCAUGAUCCAAAACUGCAGUCCGGUGGUCCAGGCGCUGCUCGGGACUUUAUUUACCUGGGGGCUGACAGCUGCUGGCUCUGCGCUAGUCUUUGUAUUUUCCAGUGGCCAGAGGCGAAUCCUAGAUGGAAGCCUGGGCUUCGCUGCCGGGGUCAUGUUAGCUGCUUCUUACUGGUCCCUCCUGGCUCCUGCCAUUGAAUUGGCUGAAGAUUCUGGGAAUUUCGGGGCUUUUGCUUUCUUCCCGGUAGCUGUUGGCUUCACCCUGGGAGCAGCUUUUGUCUACUUGGCCGACCUCCUCCUCCCAUUGCUGGGCAUCAGUGAACCUCCCCAUGCCGCCUUGUCUAGAAGCUACGAUCCGAGAGCGGUGAAAGAGAAGUAUGACCCCGAGCCGACUUAUCACCAGGACUACGGGAAUGAGCUCUCCAUCCGGAUAGGUAGAACUGGGCUUCAUUCAGACAGAGGUGAAAACGGGGAGCCCUAUCAGAGGCGGAAGGGCGUUGGAGCCAGCCAGUCCGAAGUCCCAUCUGCAUCUCAGACUUCUGGAGACAGCGCGUUGACCCCAGGAAGUAGCAGUUGGAGGCGAAUUAUGCUGCUCAUUCUAGCUGUAACGAUACAUAACAUUCCAGAGGGUCUAGCUGUUGGAGUUGGAUUUGGGGCUGUUGGGAAGUCAGCAUCUGCAACCUUUGAAAGCGCCAGGAACUUAGCGAUUGGGAUUGGAAUUCAGAAUUUCCCAGAAGGCCUUGCUGUCAGCCUUCCUUUGCGUGGUGCCGGAUUUUCAACAUGGAGAGCAUUUUGGUACGGACAGCUAAGUGGCAUGGUGGAACCUUUAGCUGGUGUCUUCGGUGCCUUUGCCAUGGUUCUGGCAGAACCGCUCCUCCCCUAUGCUUUGGGCUUUGCUGCCGGUGCUAUGGUCUAUGUGGUCAUGGAUGACAUCAUCCCAGAAGCACAAACCAGUGGCAAUGGGAAGCUGGCUUCCUGGACCUCCAUCUUAGGGUUUGUGGUGAUGAUGUCCCUGGAUGUUGGACUUGGAUAAGGGCGGAUUUACUGUUGGCCAACGGGAGAUGACAUCUGAGCAAUUUGCAUGGCAGCGAUUGGAACUGGAAACUUUUCUUCUUCUAGAUUUUUUUUAUAUAUAUAUUGAUUAGGUUUGGUGUUGAUUAUCUAUGAUUUUAUAUAUAUAUAUUUUGCUGUAACAUAACAUUGAUUGUUUUCAAAGCACAAAAAUUGGUGGCUCCUUGCAGGUCCUGCGUUUCCUUUGCCACCAAAUUCUUUCUCUUCUCAACUGGGUCGUCGAUCAAACAUACAUCAGCCAGGCUGCAGUUUGCGGUUUACUUUUCCUCCCAUUUUUGGGCAUUUCCGUAAUGGUCAGAGUUCUUUUGGUUUUGACCAUACUUGUUCUAUAUGCAGUAAGAGAGUCACAGUCAAAUGUCUAAAGAGGCUCCUGAUUAAGUAGUAGAACAAUUGAUGGGUAAGUUUGUGUAGUGUCUAAACUUCUGAAAUCUAUCUUGGAAGUAUGGAAGUGCCAGCACUAAGAUGGGAACCUUCACAAAUAAGUGUGUAGCAGCAUGUCUAAUACAUACUGCUGGGGCUUGAGAAAUUUUUAGUGGCAUCAUCUGUUUUGAUGGAUACAAGUAAUCUGAACCAACAAAAAAUGAAACCUUGUGAGAAUCAUAUCAAGAUGUAGAAGCGAAGACGACAUCCGUUUUCCCUGCUGGAUAUGUCUUCUUAAUGGGGCCUUACUCCAGGAUAGUCCAAUGGGCAAUUUUUUGCCUCUUCAAAAAAUUGAAAGAGGACAUCUGUUUUCUAAUGUGCAAUCUUUUAGGAUGCAAGCUGUGAUUAUACAGAUUUGUUCGUAAAGUGCUACAUGACUCUGUAGUAUAGCAGGGUCCAUUACCCACAUGGGCCAGUGAUUUUGUUUCAUAAAUUGCUGUUUUAUGGUUGCUGUUUCAAAUCAGAGUGAAAAUCUCCACGAAGUGUUGAUUUAUGCUCUUCCCAGAAGUUGGCCUGUUAGUGGGGUCCUCCAGUGAAGGAGUCCAUGUUAGUUUUCGAAGGAUAAAUCUGGUCCUCAUGACAACUCUCAUUUUCCCCAGCACUCAUCCGAUUAAUUCAUUGCCCAACACGAACACUCAGCAAUGCACCGCCUUGGCGUUUUUUUCUCCCACUUUCCAAAUGUGUGUUUGGCUAACAAUGGCUCCCGAACAUUCAGAGUAACUUGUUUUAACAGAUCAGGAGCAGGCCCUGCUUCUCUGAGACAGACGCGCGCUCACACAAUGAGCAUGGUGGAAUUUGACUGUUUUGUACUAAGCUGAAUAAUGAAAAGCAGAAGUCAAGAUAAUGAUGGAGAACACACAUCCCUGUUCACUUUCUAGGCAGGCUGUUCUCCCCCAUCAAAAUGGGGUUUGAUUAGACACUUGGGCAGGCACAGUAAGUAGCUGGAUUGCCUGGCUGAUAUCUAGGCAGCUCAAGCCCUCCCGGCUUAUGUUUGUAAUAUGUAUGCCACAGAGAUUCACGGGCCAUGUACGCCGGAGACAGUCUCCCAGUAAACGAUAAGUAGAUCCUCCUAGAGAGGCUGUAGGAAUGCAAGAGGACUAGGCACUAAUGAACUAAGUUAAAACCAUGGAAUUGUGGUUUGGUUCAGUUUGUUGGCUGGAUUUUGUCUGUAUUUAUUUGUACGUCGUUCUGAAUAAUACAAAAAUGCUGGUUGCCAAUGGACCUGACCUUUUAACUGUGAUUAGUUUCAAUAAAUGGGAAAUUCAGAGUCUUUGCUGACUUA